This is a messenger RNA of Drosophila ananassae, 1643 nucleotides long. RefSeq names its product probable cytochrome P450 316a1 (gene Cyp316a1). Gene Ontology annotation, molecular function: iron ion binding; heme binding; monooxygenase activity. The coding region runs from base 170 to 1624 and encodes 484 amino acids. The record is from RefSeq and is a predicted model, not a curated record. The transcript has 4 exons. Lineage: Eukaryota; Metazoa; Arthropoda; Insecta; Diptera; Drosophilidae.
AAAUUAAAUUUUUGUAUUUAUCAAAUCAAGUUUAUUUUUAAAUCGACAAGGUCUAGGGGGCCCUGUCUUUGAUAACACUUGCUAAAGAUUAUCGGUGCACAUCGAUCGGUAGUAAAUGCGAUUGAGAUUAGCAUAGGUAGUUCUCAGUUGGCUCAGUUGGAUCUCGGCCAUGAUCUUGACCACCACUUUCCUGUGCUUCUGCCUGGCCUCGGCCUUUAAUUAUUUCAGGACCCGGAGGCAGAGGUUGCUGAUCAAGAAUCUCAAAGGACCCAUCACUUGGCCGCUAAUGGGAUCGAUUCAGAAACUGUUGUUCCUGAACCCAAAAAAUUUCUUCAAGCAAAGCAAGGACUAUCUGACGAAGUUUGGGCUCUUCAGUCGUUGCUGGAUUUUCCACCGCCUCUUCAUUCCAGUGGCAGAUCUUGAACUCACCAGACAGCUUUUGGAAAAUGAAACUAGUUUGGAAACAGGCUGUGAACUGAUGAAGGAUUGGCUGAAGGACGGUAUUCUCAUGUGCCAACAGGAUAAGUGGCAGCACCGUCAUGGCCUUAUUAGUCGGCUUUUCAUAAAUGAAAAUAUGGAACGCUUGACGGAUUUGUGUCGCCAGGAGGCGGAAGCACUGCUUCCUAAACUUUCAGAACGGGCAGAUGAAGAGGUUUUCGACAUUCGGGAGAUUAUAUCUCCAAGUAUUUUAAACCUAAUAGUACGAGUGACAUGUGGAGUAAGCCCCAGUGAUAAUUAUGCCAAAGCUCUAAACGAUCUAACAGAGCUUUAUAGAAAGCGUUUUCUAAGUCUGCAGUCUGCCAAUCGUUUUAACUAUUGGCUAAGUUGCCCUUUUAUGAGGAGAAGACAAAAUAAACUCAUCAAAAUCUUGAACCAAGAACACAAGGACUUGAUAUCAAGGCACAGGCAAGAACAGUUGAAGAAGGUCAAUGGCUUGGAAGGUAAUCCUUCGGAACCAUUGCCUCAAAUUUGGCAUGAGUCACUCUUAAGGAUUCUUCUGGAAAGUCAAGAUCCCCAGCUGACGGAUGAAGAAAUUUGUGCAGAAUUGAAUACCUGCAACUAUUUUGGGUAUAUGCUUUGCAGUGCGGCUCUAUGUUUCGCCCUUGUUUCGAUUGCCAGAAAUCCUACAGUGCAGCAAGGCUCCCAGGAGGAGCUUCAGAAAUGUAAAAUAGACCAUAAGAAAUGGCAGUUGGAAAAACUUUCUUACCUAGAGGCUGUGCUACAAGAAACUCUGAGACUCUAUCCACCUCAAGUUAUUCUUCAGCGCCAGUUGAAAGAGGACUUUCCUUACACCCAUAGCGUGGUGGGCGAUGCUGUGUUGCCCCAUGGAGCUGAGAUUUACGUAAACCUCCAUGAAAUGCAACGCAUUGAAAAUCGCUAUCCGACACCAAAUAAUUUCCAACCCGAUAGAUUUUUGAACAAUUCUACGGAACUUCUCAGUUUCGGGAUGGGACCACGCAGUUGUCCUGCCAAGAAGUUCACUUUUAAUUUGUUGAAAGCCUUUUUAGCUCCUUUGGUGACAAAUUUUGAACUUCUUCCCUAUGGAAAUGAAUUACGUUUGAGUCUUCGCCUUGUAUUGGGUUCAUCCAAUGGUUUUCAAUUAGCUUUAAAAGAGAGAAAGUAAUAAAAAUAUUCUAAAUACA